Molecule: messenger RNA, 1063 nt
Organism: Zea mays
Lineage: Eukaryota; Viridiplantae; Streptophyta; Magnoliopsida; Poales; Poaceae
Product: 50S ribosomal protein L28, chloroplastic
Exons: 3
Coding region: 101-724 (207 amino acids)
Cellular component (GO): mitochondrial large ribosomal subunit
Molecular function (GO): structural constituent of ribosome
Source: RefSeq, marked provisional
AGCGCCCUGCCGCUCUAGGCACCAAAACCUCGCGAGGCAACCGCCCGCCGGCGCCGCCGACGUAGCAAGAGGGUGAGCUGAGGACUAGAGGAGAGGGAAGAUGUCGUUCCGCGCGCGGGAGAUGUACAAGAAGGUGGUGCGGCGCUUGGGUGGCGAGGGGAAGCUGCCGGCUGAGCUGAUGAAGUCGGUGAAGGACAUACUGCCGGACAGCAACGUCGUCAUGGGGCGGGCCAAGCGCGGCAUCUUCGCGGGGCGACACAUCCGGUUCGGGAACAAGGUCUCCGAGGACGGCGGCAACAAAUCAAGGCGAUCAUGGAAACCAAAUGUUCAGGAGAAGCGUCUUUUCAGCUAUGUUCAUGAUCAGCACAUUAGAGUCAAGGUUACCACACACGCACUUCGAUGUAUUGACAAAGCUGGUGGGAUAGAUGAAUACCUCCUGAAGACACCUUACAAUAAAAUGGAUACCGAGAUGGGGAUAGUGUGGAAAGCAAAUAUCGAAAAGAUGUAUUCAGAUUUGGCUGAAAUAGAAGUAGGCUUCUUCCCUCCCGAGGUUGAGGCUAAGAUUAAAAAGGGCUUAGACGAGGUUCGAGCUGCGAAGAGGGACUUUCGCAGGGAAGGAAGACGAGCUUUGGCAAAGCAAAGCCAGCUAGAAGCAAGUAGUGUUGGUGAUGACCAAACGAGUGAAGUCAUAGAUACAAAGCAAGUAUUUGCCGCUAAAGUCUGAGCCUAAACCUAUGUGCCUGUAUUGAAUGAUCAAAGGAGGCGGCAAAUCAUUGGAUGCACCUGGGCAAAUAAUGGAAGGCUUGCUACUUGCGCACUAACUGUACCCCCUUUUCGGGAGCAGCAGUGUAUGUUAAGCCAGCAUAUCUUGUAUAUCAAUGUCUUGCCGUUGUAAAGCAGCUUUUAUGUGUUGGAAACUUCGUACAAUUAUUGAGAUCUCAAAAGCCUGAAUUGUGGGGGUAGUUUGUCUUUUAGAAUCUAUCAUUUUCUGCAGCUUAACUGAGUUGUCGAAAUAAUAAUGCUAAAUUAGCUAGAGGUCUGACAUUCUAGCUCAUUUUUGUUC